Messenger RNA from Lodderomyces theae, 909 nucleotides. RefSeq lists its product as uncharacterized. Gene Ontology annotation, biological process: mitochondrial respiratory chain complex I assembly; iron-sulfur cluster assembly. NCBI's taxonomy places the organism in Eukaryota, Fungi, Ascomycota, Pichiomycetes, Serinales, Debaryomycetaceae. Gene Ontology annotation, cellular component: mitochondrion. Gene Ontology annotation, molecular function: 4 iron, 4 sulfur cluster binding; ATP-dependent FeS chaperone activity; ATP binding. The record is from RefSeq and is a predicted model, not a curated record. Bases 1 to 909 code for a protein of 302 amino acids. The transcript has a single exon.
AUGAUGCAAACAACAAGAGGACUAGCAACAUUUGCGAGACUUUUAAGUCAUGAAAACCCUUUAGGUCUUCCCAAGUUCACGAAAAGCGGAGCAGGUCCCGCCACUAAGGGCCUCCCAAUAAAACAGUACAUCCCUAAUGUGAAGAAUAUCAUUCUAGUCUCAUCGGCUAAAGGUGGUGUUGGAAAAUCAACUGUAUCUGUAAACACCGCUUUGGCCCUUCAGAAGCUUGGCCGGAAAGUUGGAUUAUUGGAUGCUGAUAUAUUUGGUCCGUCAAUUCCCAGAUUGAUGAACUUGAAAGGUGAGCCAAGGUUAUCGCAAACUACGGGUAAGUUGUUGCCCUUGUCCAACUACGGAGUUCAAACAAUGUCGAUGGGCUAUCUCAUCAAAGAUGAACAGGCCGUGGUGUGGCGUGGAUUGAUGGUGAUGAAAGCCAUACAGCAAUUACUAUUCGAUGUCGAGUGGUCGUCUAUAGAUUACUUGAUAAUAGACAUGCCACCCGGCACAGGUGAUACCCAGCUAUCCAUAAGUCAACUACUAAAUGUUUCUGGGGCACUUAUAGUAACCACUCCACAAGAUAUUGCGUUAAUUGAUGCUGUGAAAGGGAUUACAAUGUUUAACAAAGUUGACAUACCAUUAAUUGGAAUCGUGCAAAACAUGAGUCACUAUAUUUGUCCUAAUUGUAAUCAUGAGUCUCACAUAUUCAAAAGUAAUGGUGCAGAAAGAGUGGCGAAAGAGAACGGUAUAGAGGUAGUCGCUAAUGUUCCCUUGAAUGAGAAGAUUUGCCUUCAGUCCGAUUUAGGCAAGCCAGUAGUAGUGUCAGAUCCGGAAUCCAAAAUUUCCAAAGAUUAUUUUGAUAUUGCAAAAGCCGUAGUGAAUUUUGGAAAAAGAGACGCCACAAAUGUUCAAUAA